Molecule: messenger RNA, 1148 nt
Organism: Bactrocera latifrons
Lineage: Eukaryota; Metazoa; Arthropoda; Insecta; Diptera; Tephritidae
Gene: opm
Product: transmembrane emp24 domain-containing protein 1
Exons: 1
Coding region: 99-794 (231 amino acids)
Biological process (GO): Golgi organization; intracellular protein transport; endoplasmic reticulum to Golgi vesicle-mediated transport
Cellular component (GO): COPII-coated ER to Golgi transport vesicle; endoplasmic reticulum; Golgi apparatus
Source: RefSeq, a predicted model, not a curated record
UAUUAAAAUAGCAUUCUUAAGUUUUUUAUGUAGCGAGUGAUAAUUUUCUUUGACGCUUGGUUUUGUUGUGUUACAAUAUAAUUUUAAUUUAUCGAGAAAUGGAAGAUAUAAAUUUCUGGAUGCUCCUUGGUAUUAUGACAAUUUGUAGAUUCGUAAAUGGAUAUGAAAAGGAAAUGACAGUAUAUAUAGAAGCUGGCAGAAGAGAAUGCUUUUACCAUUCCGUACGAAAUGGGGAAACUAUCGAUAUAGAAUAUCAAGUGAUUGAUGGUGGGCAUGGUGACUUAGAUAUAAGCUUUUCACUUCUGGAUCCGAUAGGAUUAGUAAUAGUAAGCGACUACAAAAAACCGGAAAACAUACAUCGUCAUGAGGCAAAUAAAGAUGGAGAUUAUCGCUUUUGUUUUGAUAACGCUUUCAGUACUUAUAAUCGAAAAACUGUGUUCUUUGAACUUAUCAUUGAGCAAGAAGGACAGUCAGCUUUUGAUAACGACUGGGAUAAUGCUUCCACUUCUAAAACACCGGAGGAAUUAUAUGAUAUUCAAGUUCAUGAAAUCUUAGAAUAUGUUGGACGCGUUCACAUGCAAAUAGCGAAAGCUCAUCAAAUAUUAAAUAUGUUACGAUCAACAGAGGCACGAGAUCGUAAUCUGGCGGAGGCUAAUUACUCUAAAGUAAAUAAAUGGUCACUUUUUCAAAUAUGUGCUAUGAUUUCGGUGGGAYUUUUACAAGUAUUCAUGGUUCGAAGUAUAUUUGAUACAAAUACGCGAAUGAGCACUUUCUGGAAAAAAUUGGGAAUGUGAUUCACAUCCAAACAUAUCCGGCUUAUCAAACGAAUGGAAUAAAAUAAUAUGGGUGUAUGCCUCUACGAGAAAUUAUCCGCCAUUGAAACCAAAGAAAAUAUUCCAACUUUUACGGAAUAACAUAUACAUAUGUAUGAACAAUACUCAGUCUAACUUAAUAAUACAUGGAAUGUAAAUCUUACUUUAAGGCGAUCUAAAAAACACAUCAAUUCAUAAAUAAUCAACCAGUAGUUGGCUUAGUCUGUCGUAGUAAAAUUAAGUUAUUGUUAAAAAAUUUUCCUGUAUAAAUAAUUGUUGCCAUUUUGGUUUUAUAGAGAAUAGAAUAUAGAAUGAACUAAUUUUUUAUUACUUCAA